AUAAAUACUAUUUCCAUCACAAAUUCUAAAACAGUUCUUCGUGAAAAACCAUUAAGAAACCUUAAUAUUUUUCUACAUAAAAAUAAUCAAUUAUUUACCAACUUAAUUUUAAAAUGUCUUUAGUGCCGUUGUUUUUCCGAGAUUGGUGGGAAGAUUUUGAACGUGAGCGCUUACCUAGAAGAUUACUGGAUCAACAUUUCGGUUUGGGGUUACACAGAGAUGAUCUAUCGAAUUUGACAUCAGCUUUGUCCACACCUUCCAUGAGGUCAGGAACAUAUUAUAGACCAUGGCAAGGUAUACUUAACAGGCAAAAUAGUGGUACCUCAAAUCUUAAAUCUGAUGAUACACAAGUGCAAGUUAUAUUGGAUGUUCAACAAUUUGGACCGGGUGAAAUCACAGUUAAAACGUCAGAAGGAGCAGUGAUUGUAGAAGGAAAACAUGAAGAAAAACAAGAUGAGCAUGGUUUUAUAUCCAGACAUUUUAAAAGAAGAUAUUUAUUACCAAAAGAUGUUGAUUUAGACAAGGUAGUUUCAAGCUUAUCAUCAGAUGGCAUACUUACCGUCAGCGUGCCUAAAAAGGAAAUACAGCUGUCAGGUGAACGUAGUGUACCAAUUAUUCAAACAGGAAUACCUGCAGUAAAAGCAAAUGAAGCCCAGAAAAAUGAUGAAACUCCCAUAGUAACAGAAAUUAAAGUUGAACACCAAUAAUUUCUUUUUCUUAAAUAUAUUUUUAAUAAUGUUUAUUAAAAAUAUUUGUUAAAAUUA
Molecule: messenger RNA, 764 nt
Organism: Sipha flava (yellow sugarcane aphid)
Lineage: Eukaryota; Metazoa; Arthropoda; Insecta; Hemiptera; Aphididae
Product: protein lethal(2)essential for life-like
Exons: 3
Coding region: 114-707 (197 amino acids)
Biological process (GO): response to heat; protein refolding
Molecular function (GO): protein folding chaperone
Source: RefSeq, a predicted model, not a curated record